Amoebophrya sp. A25 is the source of this 279-nucleotide messenger RNA. Lineage: Eukaryota; Dinophyceae; Syndiniales; Amoebophryaceae. The record is from the annotation of a GenBank genome assembly.
CCCAACCCCACCCCCGCCGCGGCCCAACCGGCCUACCACUCCCGAAAAUUUGGGGCGACGGCGGCAUACUGGGAGCCCCACGCGGCCCCCCCAACAGUCCGCGGCCUCGUCUUCGGGCCGGGUGCUCCAAGCCGGUCCGCCGUGCGUCCCCCGUCGCCUGGCUUCUGCCCUAAAACGAUUCUGCCUUAUAGACUCCUAGAAAACCGGGGGGACCGGCUUCGAAGCAGAGGACCACGAGCCCGGGCUCCGCAGGCUUGCCAACCGGUCCGCGGGAAGUAA